AUGGCGAACAUCGACAGACUCGAAGAAGGGGAGAUCAAAAGUGCGCAGACAUCGGAAGUCAGCAGCGAAGAUGCGAGCCCCACGAAGCAUGAGUUCAAUGAACAGACGCAUUAUGUGCCCAAGUCCACAAUCAUCACAAUAUUCUUGGCUUGUGCGAGUGUCGAUUUGCUUGCCCUGAUGGACCAGACGACUUUGGCUGCCAGUUUGACCAUUGUCAGUAACUCGCUUCACGCUGGCGACGAGCAAGCCUGGAUAGCGAGCGGAUACUUUGUAACUUCAACGUGCUGCCAGUUGCUCUACGGUCGUCUGUCGGACAUCUGGUCCAGGAAGGUAAUCCUGCUCAUCGGUCUGGCAUGGUUCUUCUUCGGAUCUCUUGCCUCGUCGCUGGCCCAGACCUCGAUGCAGCUCAUCAUCUUCCGUGCGUUGACCGGUGUUGCUGGUGGUGGCCUGAUGACGAUAGCUCAGAUGAUUGUCAGUGAUGUUGUACCGCUGAGAGAGCGGGGGAAGUAUCAGGGCAUACUAGGUUCUGUGGUUGCUCUCGCCAAUGGUAUAGGCCCAAUCAUUGGCGGCGCAUUAGCAUCCUCAUCACCAAAUGGCUGGAGGUGGAUCUUCAGGCUCAAUCUCCCGCUGACCGUUCUUACAACGUGUUGCGCAAUCUGGAUGAUGCCGCUGAAGAAAGUUGAGGGUGACUGGAAAAUGAAACUUGAAGCAGUCGACUUCUUUGGUGCCCUGCUCGCUCUCGGCGGUACAAUAGUGCUCGUCAUGGGUUUGACAUGGGGAGGCGCGCAAUAUCCAUGGAAGUCAGCGGCCGUGAUUGCUUCUUUGGCCGUAGGGUUCUGUGUAUCAGUCGCGUUCGUGCUGUGGCAAUGGAAAGGGCCGAAGCACCCGCUUGUGCCUCUGCACAUCUUCAAGAGAAAGAUCGUCAAUGGCGCGUGUCUUACCAUGGCCAUCAAUGGGUGGAAUUUCCUGGUCCAGACCUACUAUAUUCUGUCUUUUUACCAGAUGGCAUACAAUUACUCGGCGGUCAAGUCUGCUUCGUUGCUUUUGCCGAUCACAUUGGUACAGACCGCCUUCAGCACAUUAUCUGGCCUGGUAGUACAUUGGACUGGUCGCUACCGGGAAGCCAUUCUGCUGGGCUGGGCUUGCUGGGCCAUCGGGCUGGGGCUAUAUUCAACGCUUGAUGAGCAUUCUGAUCUCGGCAAGCAAGUGGGUUAUGCCAUCCUGACUGGUGUUGGAUGCGGCUGCACGCUGCAACCAGCCUUGAUCGCUGUGCAAGCUGGAGUGCAUCGGCGUGAUAUGGCUGUAGUCACAUCUUUCCGAAACUUCGCCAGGAACUUCGGCGGGACCAUCGGACUCGCAGUGGCCGGAACAGUGCUGAACAAUCUGGUCAGGUCGGCGGUUCAGUCACUCGACAUCAGUGGCGAUGAUGCCGAUGACAUCUUGAAGUCGCCACAGGCAUACCUGUCAGAUCGUACUUCGUCAGAGGCUGACGAGAUUCGUGCUGUAAUCUUGCCAGCCUACAGGAAAGGCUUUCGAAUAAUCUUCCUCAUCGGCGCGGCAUUGGCAGCGCUGGCGUUCGUGCUUGCGUGGUUCCUCAUGCCUCAGGUUGAGCUUGACAGGCCAGACGACCAGAAGCUGAAGGAAGAGGGCAUAAAGUGGCGGGAUGAAGCCAAAAAGUAG
Fulvia fulva is the source of this 1680-nucleotide messenger RNA. Its product is annotated as Citrate exporter 1. Gene Ontology annotation, molecular function: transmembrane transporter activity. The coding region runs from base 1 to 1680 and encodes 559 amino acids. The record is from RefSeq and is a predicted model, not a curated record. Gene Ontology annotation, biological process: transmembrane transport. The transcript is spliced from 7 exons. Lineage: Eukaryota; Fungi; Ascomycota; Dothideomycetes; Mycosphaerellales; Mycosphaerellaceae.